CUCGUUCGUCGCCAUCUCUGAAUUGCGGUCUUUCGAUGCUUCCCCGCACUCGGCCUGCGUCUGGUGGACUCGUCGUGACGAACUCCUUUUUUUUUUUCCUUUCCUGUUUUCUCCCUUGCUUCCCUUGCUCCCGCGUGCUGUGAUAUCCGAUUGGAACCGUCCAUUACGGGCUGAAAUAACACGAAGCUCAGCUCAGCUGACAAUUACCUCCCUCUCUCCCGCGGAGUUCUCUGGGAAAGUGCACCACCUUGCGUCGUUUCGGAUUAAGAGAUUUCCUCGGCUACCUACAUCAAGUGAUUGCUUUUUUCGAGUUUGACUUUCCCUCUUUCACCCCCUCUGGUUUCUGUAGUGUUCUAUUUUUGGGAUCGAGCCUAUGCACGAUGCCGACCCAUCCCCAACACGAAGCGCAUCGCUCGUCACUCGACAACCCCGAAGCUUUCUGGUCCCAUCAUGCCGACCACCUGGAUUGGCAUCGGAAGCCAUCCCGGGCCAUCAGCCGGACCGUCAAGUCGCUCCCCGGCGGUGCCAGUCAUGACCACUGGUCGUGGUUUCCCGACGGCGAGAUCUCCACGACCUAUAACUGCGUGGAUCGACAUGUGCGGAAUGGCAAUGGAGACAACGUGGCCAUUGUCUGGGACUCGCCCGUGACGGGGACCAAAGAGAAGUAUACGUAUCGGCAGCUGCUCGACGAGGUGGAGGUGUUGGCCGGCGUAUUGCGAGAGGAAGGGGUGCGAAGGGGGGACGUAGUCAUCAUCUACAUGCCCAUGAUCCCCGCCGCACUGAUCGCAGCGCUGGCAAUUGUCCGGUUGGGAGCCAUCCAUGCCGCCGUGUUUGGCGGCUUCGCGCCGAAGUCGCUUGCGCAGCGCAUCGAGGCGGCCAAGCCGCGCGCCAUUAUGACGGCCUCGUGCGGAAUUGAAGGAUCCAAGGGCCCCAUUGCCUAUCGACCGCUCGUCGAGGGGGCCAUCCAGUCGAGCAGUUUCAAGCCCGAGAAGGUCAUUGUAUGGCAGCGGGACCAGCUGCGGUGGAAUCAACCCGACAAACGGGGCGGGCAGCGGAACUGGCAACGUUUGGUGAAAAGCGCGCGGAUGCGCGGUGUCAAGGCCGGACCGGUUCCGGUGAACAGUGCGGAUGCGCUGUACAUCAUUUAUACCAGCGGAACCACCGGGCUGCCCAAAGGAGUCGUCCGGGAAGCCGGGGGACACGCGGUGGGCCUUCAUUUGUCGAUCAAGUCGCUGUUUGGCAUCCAAGGUCCGGGCGACGUCAUGUUCUGUGCCUCCGACAUUGGCUGGGUUGUCGGACACUCGUACAUCCUGUACGCCCCUCUCCUGGUCGGGGCUACAACCGUUCUGUUUGAAGGGAAGCCGGUCGGGACGCCGGACGCCGGGACCUUUUGGCGGGUUGUCGAGGAGCACAAGGCUAACGUACUGUUCACGGCCCCGACGGCGAUGCGCGCCAUCCGCAAGGACGACCCAGACAACAGCUUGUUCAAAGAGGUUGCCCGUCGCGGCGGGCUCAAGCACUUCCGGGCCCUUUUUCUCGCCGGCGAACGAAGCGAGCCGAGCAUCGUUCAUGCGUACCAAGACCUACUAACUCAGCAUGCCGCUCCGGGGGCGAUGGUGGUCGACAAUUGGUGGUCAUCCGAGUCCGGCUCGCCCAUCUGUGGCGUGGCGCUGAAGAGUGCCGUGGGCACAGUGCAGCAGGGCGGAGACGACGAGCCAUCGCCAUUGCAGAUUCGACCCGGGUCGGCAGGACUGCCAAUGCCGGGGUUCGAUGUCCGGAUCGUCGACGACGAAGGUCGUGAGGUACCUCGGGGCACGAUGGGCAACAUUGUCCUUGCCCUCCCGCUGGCCCCUACCGCCUUCACACGACUCUUCAACGACGACGAGAGAUUCUACCGCGGAUACCUGAAGCGGUUCGAGGGACGGUGGAUCGACACGGGCGACGCGGGCAUCAUCGACGAAGAUGGCUACGUCCAUGUGAUGGCUCGAUCGGAUGAUAUCAUCAACGUCGCAGCGCAUCGGUUUAGCACGGGAGCCAUCGAGCAAGCGAUCCUCUCUCACCCGGAGAUCGGCGAGGCCAGCGUCGUGGGCAUCCCGGACGCCUUGAAGGGCCACCUCCCGUUCGCCUUCAUCCAGCCACGCGCCGCCAGGAGCACGGUGCCCGCCACGCCGCGAGGCGAGCUCUUCAACGAAGUCAACGGGCUCGUGCGCGAGCAGAUCGGGGCCAUCGCGUCGCUGGGCGGAAUGAUCCAGGGGCGGGGGAUGAUCCCCAAGACGCGCAGUGGCAAGACACUGCGACGGGUGCUGCGGGAGCUGGUGGAGCACGGGGCGCGCGGGGACUACCAGGCGCCGGUCAGCGUUCCGCCGACGGUGGAGGACGCCGAGGUGGUGGAGGUUGCGCGGGGCAGGGUGAAGGAGUACUUUGAGCAGAAGAAGCGGCAGGUGAAGCUGUAGGUUGGCCCGUACUAGAAUCUAGACGUAGAUAUGUUGGGAAAUCCUUAGAUCAUUGUCAUCUCUACAAUAGACCAGACGGACCGAUAGGCAAUUAGAUAAA
This is a messenger RNA of Aspergillus steynii IBT 23096, 2553 nucleotides long. Its product is annotated as putative acyl-CoA synthetase. The record is from RefSeq and is a predicted model, not a curated record. Lineage: Eukaryota; Fungi; Ascomycota; Eurotiomycetes; Eurotiales; Aspergillaceae. The transcript has 4 exons. The coding region runs from base 381 to 2453 and encodes 690 amino acids.